Messenger RNA from Chlamydomonas reinhardtii, 2090 nucleotides. RefSeq lists its product as uncharacterized. Lineage: Eukaryota; Viridiplantae; Chlorophyta; Chlorophyceae; Chlamydomonadales; Chlamydomonadaceae. The transcript has 6 exons. The coding region runs from base 150 to 443 and encodes 97 amino acids. The record is from RefSeq and is a predicted model, not a curated record.
ACAACUGGGGCUUGUGCGGUCAGCUGAGAACCCGAAGAACACAUUUUAACGAGCAGCCUCCGCUGUUGCGUAUCACUGAACACUGUACACGGCAACAAAGCUGAAAGCCCAAAAGCAGUGUCACAGGUUCCCAGGCGCCGGGACCGCAGAUGGUGGCGGAGGUGCUGGGUGGGUGGCUGCCGCUCACUGGAAGGGUAAUGGCGGCGGCGGCAGGGGCAGCGGCUUGGGCCUCGGCGGGUGGGGCGGCGGCGGCUGCGGUGGGUGGUACGGAUGAGGUGCUGGGGGUUGCGCUGCGGCUGCUGGCUUGCAAGAACGUGCAGGUCAAUACCAGCAAGAUCGGCGCGUGCGGCGGCGAUGACGAGCUGGAGCCACACAGGAGGACGCCAGCCGGGCGCGCGACAGGCUGGUCAGUGCUGAAGUACACGGCAAGGCUCACGCCCUGACUACGGUAACAGGUCAUUCUCGUGUACUGCAUGUGAGCCUGUCACGCAAUCACGCAAUGCAGUUCUUGGCUUCAGUUAUCCGCCUCACACGCGCCUGGGUGCCAAGUGAUGAUGUUCCUAGCGGAUGAACAGUCAGCCCCCUUGGCUGCAUGCAUGCCCUGGUGGCGUCUAGAUGUGUCUGUUGUCGGUUGUCCUACUACACUACGGCCCGCCACAUCAAGCACCUCAAUUCCCUCCAGGCGCUGGUGCAUCCAGCUAGCGAGACCGCUGCGCAGGGUGACUGGGAGCGGAAUGGGCAGCAGUCGCAACUGCAUUGGUCCGAUGUGCAGCAGUGAGAGCGUGCAAGAGACUGGAGAACACGCUGUGCGGUCCUUUGUCGGGUAGAGCAGGUCUGGUUUCGCAAUGUACGCAAAGCAGAUCCGGUAGUUCUCACUACCCCCAGUAACGGUCACAGCGUGCGGGCGUGUAGCGUCGGUAGCGAUGUGUGGCAGGGUUGGGCCUGUUGCCCUCCCAGCUGGUUGAGGCUGUAGCUAGGCUUCAGCAGUUGCUGACUGAUUGCGCCCCUUGUAAAGCGGAGAUUGUGUAGUUUGUGGAGUGAAGAUUGUUGGGUUGUUCGUGGGGAGACAGAGGACCGGUGGGCACGGAGGGAGGCACGCAGAGGUGCAGCGCACCUGCAGGAGACAAGGGUCCACAAUUGAGCGCCCGAAGGCGACCGCAGAGCUAAUGCCCGUGGAUGUCGCAACCUGUUCCUGGCACAGCGUAUUCCCAACGCCGUACCCACAGCCCCAAACCAAGAAACCCGGACAGCGGCAGCUGGUAAGCAGCUGGUGCGGGUGGCAGCGGUGGUGGAGGCGGGCCCGCAGGAGGUGGUGGCGGAAUGUUUGGGGCGGGCAGAAGGCGCCGGAGGACUUGAGAUGGCAUGGACAUAUGGUGCAGCACGGUGGGACGUGCCAGUGCUGGUGGUACCGUGGUAGGACAGCUGCAAAGCUUGGCGGAGGAAGGGGCGGGCUAGAAGCGCAAGUGAAGCCAGCGGAGGGCGAGGCGGGCGGCAAGAAGGAAGGUGGAGCACGCGGUGCUGAGGCGUGGGAGUGGGCGUGGGAGUGGGCGUAUGCACUGGGCUGGCCUGCCUUGACCUCUCAUGCAUUCUGUGGUGAGAGGGUUCGUUACGUGCGUGAUGCGGGGACAUUCUCUCCCUGCCCGCCCGCCCUUCCCCGAUCUUGCCCAGCCUUCCCCCUUGAGCUAUGUCCCUCUUCGGCAUUAGAAAAGCCUAGCGAAGGCGGCGCAGCAGACGCGCCGCCCUCGCCUCCGCUGUCUUGCGCCGCAACCGCUGGAAGGGCUGCGGGGGUAGGUCGUGGAGGCGCUGCGGCAUCGGCCCUGUGCGCCUGGCGGCUGCGUACGCCUACGGAUGAGGCUUCCCCUUGUUGCAUCAAUCAGGUGAUGUCCUUCGGGCAGGUGUUGUGUUCUCGGUGGUAAGGCUUACUGUUCUGCCUGGUGCGACCCCAAGAAUUAGGCGUGUUGGCUCGGUCGCUUGUUAGGCAGGUCCCAUGCCUCAUCCCAUCGCUCAUAGUUGCUUUCCCGUCCGGUCAGCCAGAGGGGUAGCUCUUACGCCCCACACCACCCAAACAUUGGUGCAACAGUUCCCGCUUC